Molecule: messenger RNA, 2790 nt
Organism: Bursaphelenchus okinawaensis
Lineage: Eukaryota; Metazoa; Nematoda; Chromadorea; Rhabditida; Aphelenchoididae
Source: the annotation of a GenBank genome assembly
AUGGACGACGAACAACCUGGACCAUCAAAUCGGCUACCAGUGAUUCAAAUUGAACCAUCGGAUCAACCGGGACCGUCAAACCAACAAGAACCGCCAAACCAACAAGAACUCGAAGAUCAACCAGAUCAUCAACAAGGUGGAGCGAUGCGACGAGGACAUCAGUCUCGUCGUUCGGCACGACAAGCCCCCUACGAUCGGCCUGAACGCGGGGAGCGUGAUCGACAAGAUGAUGAUGAAGUGCGGCUACGUGUGCCAGAGAUUGAAUUACGACCAUUCAAUUUUCCUGGGCGUGGUCCUCCGGAAGAACUGUUAGCUGAACUAGUAAAUCAAUUAGUUGCAGCAGAGCGGUCGAGGUCUCCAUCGUUAGACCGUUUUGACGGGCGUGUAGAAUCACCCGAGCGCGAUGUCCAGCCGAUUCCAGAUGAGAUGAUGGAGGUAGUAUUGCCAGAAGUUCCAACGUAUGACUACCAAGCUGUUUGUAGGAAUUGUUCAAUUUUUCGACUUCCUAAUGAAACUUGGGAGACUGCCUAUUCAUAGUAAGUUACCUUUUUGUUUGGUGUUCAACUUCUUGCAGGAUUUAAAUUUAUCUAUUUGGAGAAACAAAGCUGUUUCGUUAAGUCUUUAAUAUUUGGAUUAUAUUGCAGUAUUUUUUAAAGAUUGUAUAUUGUUUUGGUUUUAGGCUUAUGUAUCUUUCACCUAAAAUUAUAAUUUAUUGUUUUUAAUGUUAUUUUUUGUUAUUUAAAAGUCUUGCUUGUCUUUUGUAAUGGAAAAUGUAAUUUUAUCUAUUCUUUUCAGUACCAAUCACAGAAUCUUCAGUGCUAGGUUGUUUAAUGAUGAAGAGAAAUAUAAAGUGUCUUUUGGAGCUAACGUCACUCUUUUUUGCUUCAUCUAUGACACCUCUGUUGUUGUGUUGGACUUGGACUUUUACAAUGUUGAUCGUGCAGAAAAUUACACGUGUUUGAGAUUACAGCCGAGAAAUAGCGACGAAACAGUGCAAGAAGUUCGGAUUUUUGACAACGGAAAGAAAUUGGCCAUGCAAACGAAGACACCUGAUGGACAACAUUUUAGUGUCUUCAGCCUGGACCUUGCUUUUAGAUCAACCAACCGCAGAUUGAAAGACAUGUUUAUCUACAAGACCAUUUUACACCCAGGUUUCACUGAAAGAAUACAAAAUAUGGGAUACGUGGUCGACUGCUUGAAUAACAUUGGUGUCUACGGAGGUGCGAGGCUGUAUCGAUCUGGCGGGGACGAUGAUUCCAACAAGUACAUGUGGUCGUCGACGGCAAUACGAAAGGAGGAUCAGGCAGUAAGUCAUUUAAAAAACCGAAAGUUAAUGCUACUGAAUUAAAUAUUUUUUUACUUUGAUAUUUUCUUAAAUGUCAUCUCUUACUUUGUGCGAGGAAAGUAAUUCCAUUUCCAUGCUAUUAUUUAACUCACCUUCAUGUUUCAGUCAAGAGAAGAAAUUCGCGUCUAUGAUCUAACGAAUCCCAGAGAACCCUACGUUAUUUUUAACAGAAAAUACAAUAUCUUGCCGCAGGCGGAAAUAAAGAUUUUGUCACGUACUCGUACUGUAUGGAUCAGUAAGUUAUUUUUUAUAAUGGGUUUUCAGCUGUAGCAGCUAAUUUCCUUAUACGUCAUUUUAAAUUUAAAAAAAUGGAAGGUAAUUUGCCAUAAUUUUAUUUGUAGACUCAAAAAAUUUAAACUUCUUUUUUUCUCUUCCCUCCCAGAUUGAAAUUUCUUUUUUGGAAUUGAUAUUGGUUGAGAACAAUAUGUUUUUAGACGAAAUCCGAUAUUAUAAAGGUAAACCAAUGGAGAGAAACGUGGCUCAUCGUGUUCCACGAGCUUACAGAUUAGGAGAGAAUACCAUAAUAAGACCUCAGUUUAAUGAACUUUUUGGUGAGUGCUUGUUAAUGCAUAUUGCCAUUUACUUUAAAUUUACUUUAUGAUGUUGUAUUUAGAUGAGUGCACUAUACAUGCAGACACUUGCACGUGCCGAUGGAAACCUCUCACCGACUACAUUCUUCAAAAUCAUGAUGGGGAGGUAAGAACCUAUUGAUAAUUGUCAAGUGAUAUAACAAUGUUAUCUGUAUUCUGUGGUUCUUAUUAUCACACUUAUAAUAUCUAUCAUAACGUUAUUGAUGAAUUUCUGGGUAUAUUAAGAACCUUCUGUUGUGUAAAAUAUUGUUUUAGAUCUGUGCUUACAAUGACACAAAUGACACUUGGGAAGAUGUAAGUUAUGCUCAAAUCUUAGGGCACAAAGUGGGCAAAGAGGUCAACCGGUUGAUGUCGCACAGUCUCGGCGACAAACAUGCCAUUGUCUCUGAGGAGACUUGCGACACAAAUGUUAUAAAGAAGACUUUGUUCAUGUUGGAAAUAAAGGAAGGUAUGUGUUGGUUUAUGGCUGUUAUGUUUGGAUAAGUUUAGCAGUUUUUUAAGGGGGGGGUUGGAUCAGAGAUCGCAUAAUUUGUAAUUUUUAGAAAUUUACGAUAAAAGUAUUUAUUUUAUAUUGAAUGAACUGUCGUACACCUGAUGAAUAUUAAGUUGACUUAUUAUGUUCAAUAUAUCUGUUAUAUUUCAGGACUACCAUAUCCCAUUGAUAUUGGCGACUGCACUAAGCUGUCGAUGGAAAACAACUUAUUUUCUGAACUAAAUGACCGCAUUCUUGCCGGCUUUGAAAAUUAUACUGGCGGCACGGACAUGAAUCUACAUCUUCACAGGAUCGUCAAAGAAUGUGUGCACGAUUAUAUACGGGGGUUUGAAGAACAACAUAGAGCGGAACCUUAUUAUUAA